UAUGAAUCACGAAUUUGUAAGACAAUAGAUUUUGGAGUAACCUCCGACGUUUGUGACAAUUCUACUCAAACAACGAUAAAAUGAGUUUGUGGGUCGACAAAUAUCGUCCAAAGACACUUGCGAAUUUGGAUUAUCACCUUGAGCAAGCAGAGGACUUGAAAAAUAUGGUGCAGAAACGGGACUUUCCACAUUUAUUAAUACAUGGACCCUCUGGUGCAGGAAAGAAAACUCGAAUAUCAUGUAUUUUAAGGGAACUUUAUGGAGUCGCUGCUGAGAGAUUAAAAACAGAAAACAUGCAGUUUGAGACACCAUCUAAAAAGAAAUUAGAAAUAUUAACAAAUAGCAGUAAUUACCACACAGAGGUAAAUCCUAGCGACGCAGGGAUAUAUGACAGAAUUGUUGUUAUGGAAUUGAUAAAAGCAACUGCACAAACGCAUCAUAUAGAUAUAAGCCAAAAGGAGUUUAAAGUGGUACUGCUGUCAAAUGUGGAUCAACUUACAAAAGAUGCCCAACAUGCGCUUCGUAGGACAAUGGAGAAGUAUAUCAGUACAUGUAGACUGAUUCUUUGCGCGAAUUCGACGUCACGAGUCUUACCCGCGAUUCGAUCGCGAUGCGUGCGAAUCAGAGUCCCCGCGCCAACCGCUUCUGAGAUCAAAAGUAUUUUACACUCUAUUUGUAAACGCGAAGGACUCACCCUACCCGAUGAGUUAGCCAAUCGGCUGAUCGAAGCUAGCGAUAGAAAUCUUCGACGAGCAAUACUAAUGCUUGAAGCUUGCAAAGUCGAGCAAUAUCCAUUUACUGUUGAUCAAAAGAUAUCGCAACCAGAUUGGCAAGUGUUCAUACGAAACACAGCCAGUAUGAUGGUUUCGGAACAGUCCCCUAAAGUACUUUUAGAUGUACGCAACAGAUUUUACGACCUGUUGACUCGUGCUAUACCGUGCGAUCUAAUAUUUAGAGGAUUGUUGCAAGAGUGCAUAAAGAAUUGUGACGAUCAGUUAAAAAGAGAAAUUAUCGAUGUUGCAUCGGAGUAUCAACACAGAAUGAUACGUGGCUCAAAACCUAUAUUUCAUUUGGAGGCUUUUGCUGCACGGUUCAUGGCGAUUUACAAGAAAUAUAUUGAAUCAUCCUUGGACGGUUUUUAAAACUGUGUGUUGGGUGUACUUCUACAAUUUAUUUGUAAAAUACAUAUUUUUUUAUAUAUGAUAAUAUUAUGAUAAUACAAUAAGUUUUUUUAUCAAAGUACUACUAACUUCUAAAUAAUAUAACUGUACUAGAUACUUAUUCGAUUCUAAAUUAAAUGGAAUAUGAAAAAA
Solenopsis invicta (red fire ant) is the source of this 1313-nucleotide messenger RNA. It is a transcript of the gene RfC38, whose product is annotated as replication factor C subunit 3. Lineage: Eukaryota; Metazoa; Arthropoda; Insecta; Hymenoptera; Formicidae. Gene Ontology annotation, molecular function: ATP hydrolysis activity; DNA binding; DNA clamp loader activity. The coding region runs from base 81 to 1142 and encodes 353 amino acids. The transcript has 5 exons. The record is from RefSeq and is a predicted model, not a curated record. Gene Ontology annotation, biological process: DNA-templated DNA replication; DNA repair. Gene Ontology annotation, cellular component: nucleus; DNA replication factor C complex.